AUUGUUUCCCACAGUCAAACGUCAGUGGGGUCCAUCGUCAAGGCGCCAAACUCAAACAACAGUAACGGAGACAGAUUUGUGACUGAAAGAUUGGUAAUUAUUUUAGAUAGGUUCGCGCAAAGGGAAGCUGAAAACAUAACUGGAAAAUUAUAAGAGAUCUGUCCUUCACUCUGCACGAUGAAGACUUGUAAACCAUCACUGAAGACCUCCGUUGAAGAGGAAUGUGGCGUUUGGCUGGACACUGCGCAGCUGAAAAAAAAAGCUAAACAGAAGCGACCAUCUCGUCCCAUUUCAAAACUGCUGAAUCCCUUUGCUGGAGGUGAAGGAUACAAUUUGGCUGUAGCGCUCAACUUCACUCAGACAAAAGUGGAAAUGCCAAAGACCAAACAGAGUUCCAUAUCAACCUUUUUUGCACCUCAGCGCAGAGUUAUCAAUAGGCUGACUACUUCUGAAGAACCAAAAAUGGAUCCAGUGCUGCCUUCUUUAUCAUCUACCACAACCACAUGUGCCUCAGCUGCACCAACUCCUGUGGCGUCUGGGACAAAACGGAAACGUGAAAUAGAUCUCAACUUAAAUAAGUCUGAGCCUCGUGUGGAUCAUGAGUGGAAAAGUGAACAUGUGUUUGAAGCAGCAGAGUGGCAGGAACAGGCAGCCAGCAUUACACCUUCUCUAAACGUGUACUGUGGAUUUGAAGAAGAGCGGUUUGAAGAAAUAAAUCCACCACGGAGUAAAAGGAGGCUCACUGCAACCUCCUCAGUGCCAGUUGACAGUCAACCACUACCACAGCCAUGGAGUCAGGACCCACUGUUCACUUAUAACCAAUGUUCUGAAGAUGAACAUUCACCAGAUAACCACAAAAACACUACAGCAAAGCACCUCAGUGACUCUGAGCCAAGUUUCAUUAACGGUCUACAAAAUGAGGAGGCCUUUGGUGUUUGUGUGGAUGUAGAAGCGAUAACCUCGACGCAGAAAUUCUUUAAGCAUGUUCAUUCUUCUCAAGUGGAUGAUGAGAAAGAAAACAGCAGGAUUUUGUCUUCUACAUCCCCACGUAAACAGUCAACCGUCUCUCAUAUUGAAUCUCUUACAAAUCAUAAAUGGACAGAACAAAAAACUGCAUCACCUCGAAAACAGAUACCAGUGGGCCUGUGUAAAAAGACUCAUAAAGAAGACAGCUAUGACUCACAGUUCAAGUGGACAAAACCAAGUAAAUCUCCCCUAAAAACACAGCUGUCAUGCAGAGCGGUUGAUGAGGACAGUCUGGCCAUGUUGUUCACCCAGGACUCUGAAGGCUUCAGGGUGAUAGCACACAGAGGACUGCUAGCCAGGAGUCCACUCAAAGAUCAGAGUAACGUAAGCACCAGGAGGGUGAGAAUUAGUGCUUGCAAAUUUCUGAUGGAGGAGGACGAGGAAGAUGAGAUGCUGUUUACUCAAGACUCUCAGGGAAAUCUGGUAAUCAAGCAUUGAGAGGAACUACUAAGCCUGCUUUUUAAAUGACUUUCAUCCUGCCAGAGCUUGAAAUCAGUUUUGAUAAAUUCAAGUCUCCUAUUUGUGUCCAUGUUGACCUGAUUUGCUUUUAGCUACUUUAAAACCAAAAAUGACUGACUGACCUUUUUCGUUCUGUUUAGCUGUUUUGGUGUCUGUGAUACUGAAAUGUCUUCCAAAGUGCAGAUUUCUUUUGCAAUAACACCAACAAGCAAGAAGUGAGGGUUUUGAUUUUAUUUGAAAAAUGAUACACAAUUACAUCAAAUUGUUUAUGUAAAUUAAAAGUAUUGAAAAGCAUUAGUGGUGUACACGAUCUUCUCCCUUAUGCUGGUGCCAUGUACUACGUCUUAGUACAAAAUCAAGAGCUGUACAAAGUAAUAGAGACAACAGGAAGUUGGUGCUCAAGUGUGUACAAAUGAAGUGCUUGUAACUUGAUUUCUAAACCUCUGGGUAAUUUAGCAGCCAAGUACAUAGUUAAUUAUCUUUGAUUUAACGUCUACUGCAGAACACCUGACGUUACAUCCAUCAGAACUGAUUAGGCACUAGCAACACUGAUAUCUGCCGUUAAUGCAAAAUAUAGUGAACAGUGCUGCAUAGACUUCACCCACUAAGAGAAACAUGUACUGCAUGACUGCUAUGCCCUAUAUAUAUUAAAGGAGGUAACUAAGAUACACUUCAUUAGACA
Scatophagus argus is the source of this 2167-nucleotide messenger RNA. RefSeq lists its product as uncharacterized. Lineage: Eukaryota; Metazoa; Chordata; Actinopteri; Scatophagidae. Bases 178 to 1464 code for a protein of 428 amino acids. Gene Ontology annotation, biological process: spindle organization. The transcript has 4 exons. The record is from RefSeq and is a predicted model, not a curated record. Gene Ontology annotation, cellular component: centrosome; spindle pole.